This is a messenger RNA of Aphanomyces invadans, 1905 nucleotides long. RefSeq lists its product as hypothetical. The record is from RefSeq and is a predicted model, not a curated record. NCBI's taxonomy places the organism in Eukaryota, Oomycota, Saprolegniomycetes, Saprolegniales, Verrucalvaceae. Bases 81 to 1541 code for a protein of 486 amino acids. Gene Ontology annotation, molecular function: oxidoreductase activity. The transcript is spliced from 7 exons. Gene Ontology annotation, cellular component: cytoplasm.
CGUCAUGUUAUCCAUAUGUACGCGUGACUGUCUGAUUUCAAGUCGAAGAUCGCCACGUCGAUCAAAUUCGAAUUUGUGGGAUGCUGCGCAAGAAGACAGCAGACGUGGUUGUCGUGGGCGCUGGCGUCGCCGGAUGCUCUGCAUACUUUGGCCUGGCCAAGCGCAAUCGCGCGGCGAACGGUGCCGCGCCGUCGACGUUCAAGCCGCUUCUCUUGGAUGCGAUUGGGCCCAUGUCUCUGACGAGUGCUCGCGGCACGUACCAAUACCGCAACUGGUGGCCGGAAGAUGGCGACGAAGCCAUGAUGCGGCUCGUGUCGCGGUCCAUUGACAUCAUGGACGAUGUCGCGUCCGAGAUCGACUUGAAUCGUAAUGGAUACCUUUUUGUCACGCGCGACACGAAGCGCAUCGACGAGUUCAAGAAGCAAGCGCUGCGCAAUGCACAACUCGGCGGCGGCGACUUUCGUGAGCACCACGACUUGACCAACUACAACCCGUCGACCAAGGCAGAAGACAGAAUGGACGGCUGCGAUUUGAUCUGGGGCCAAGACAACAUUUCCAAAGUGUUUCCGACUCUGAAAGGCGCUGACGCCCUCGCGGCGCUCCACGUGCGUCGCGCGGGUUCCUUGAACCCUAAAAAGCUGGCUGCGUAUCAAAUGUCGCAAGUCAAGGCAUUCUGUCCAAACGCUGAAACCCAACGAGGGAAAAUGAUCGACAUCCACUCGUCGGGCGGCCGCAUUACUGGCAUCACGGUCGGGCUCCCGAACGGCGACAAGGAGACAGUCGACACGCCGUCGCUUGUGCUGGCCCCUGGACCAAUGCUUCAAGAAACCCUGCGGAUCCUGCGGGAGAAAGAAUUGUUUGACACUCCUGAGCUCAAAGUGCACCACGAGCUGCAUGCUCGCGUGAUUUUCGACGACCCCAUGCAAAUCGCAACGUCGUCGUUGCCCUUGACAUUCAACGCCGACCCCUUCGACCGCCUCCCGUUUUCCAAGGAAGAGCUGGAAGCGAAUCCGUCGGAUCCGCUCCACAACGAAUCGUUCCCAGGAGGCGUGCACGUCCGCCCGUACCUCGAUGGCAAAUCGAUGGGUGUGUGGACUUACGACGUGAACUUUGUCGAGCCAGUCUUUCCCCUGACCAAAGUGAUCGAUCCCAGAUACGGCGAGAUUUGUCUGCGGGGGCUGUCGCGCUUGUUUCCCCAGAUUACGUCGUACGUGACGGACCCGCACAUCAUGGCGACUCUCGACGUCGACGGCGGGUAUUACUGCAAAACCCCCGACAACAUUCCGAUCAUUGGCAACACGAAGAACGGCGUGGACGGCCUCUUCUUCCAAGCAGCCAUGACUGGCGUCGGCCUCAUGUCGAGUGCGGCGGCAGGGGAAGUCUUGGCCGGAGCCGUCAUGGGCGACUUCGCCCCUGGGAAACCAGUGGACCCGGCGCUUCCAUACGCCUCGUAUGCGGCUGCGUUGUCGCCGAACCGAUUCGACGAUCCUGCGUACGUUGCGUCGUUGUCUGGAGAUCGCCAAACGAGCGGUCAAAUGUAGUGCAUCGUCAGAUUACUUGGAGAAUACACACUGGAUAGCAAAACUCGUGGAAUGCUCUCUGCGCCGCGAUUGUUUGCUUGGAUGUCUCGUGGUGGGAGUCGGGGCGGCUUCGUGGUGGGAGACGGAACGUCGUCGUGAUCCAUGCAGCAGCCGCAGUUUGAUGUCAUCGAACGAUUGUGUGUCUGUGUUGAUUGUUUGGCACUUGUCUUUAGCGCUGAAUGAGGCUGUUGACUCGCUGUGGCGCCGACAACAGCUCUGCACCCUCUGGCAUUCCUCGGCUCCUGUAGCUCAGAGCGUUCUUGCGACUGGAAUGGCUUGGCAUGACUUUUCUUUUCGUGAUGCAACAAUUGCCACCGGAGCGCUA